Messenger RNA from Saccostrea cuccullata (small rock oyster), 390 nucleotides. RefSeq lists its product as uncharacterized. The transcript has a single exon. Bases 1 to 390 code for a protein of 129 amino acids. NCBI's taxonomy places the organism in Eukaryota, Metazoa, Mollusca, Bivalvia, Ostreida, Ostreidae. The record is from RefSeq and is a predicted model, not a curated record.
AUGCUUUGUGAUAUAUGUGGACAAGUUUUUACGAAUAGAAAAACGCUUAAACAACUUUGUAAGGAAAUUCAUAGUGAAUGUGUUAGUAUAUUUUACUGUGACUUUUGUGGAAGACCAUUUUCCAGGAAAUUUAAUUUAAAGAAACAUUUGAAACGUGUGCAUGGACAAAGUGAAACGACAAUGGCGAGUAGUAAAGAAUUACGCAGAGAAGAUCUGAAGAAAAAUCAGAAAGCAGUCUACGUCCCGUUGUAUGAAGAUAUAUCGUCUGACGAGGAAUCGCUUGAUGUCGCAACAAAUGUCCAACCACAGCCGGUGUAUGCGCCCGAACUUGAGGACAUUUCAUCAGAUGAGGAAAUAAUUGAAAAGCAGCAGACUGAGGACGAAUCCUAG